AUGGCGAGCCAUUGGCCAGGCUCCGCCGGACUUGCCGGCUUUCUCAACAUCACCGUGACCAACGCCCUAGCCCGAAUGUCUCGCCACUUGCAUCCAAUAGAGUCCUUAGAUUCAAGAGUCGAAACAUCGGUCGACGAUGCGCUGCCAUACAGGCGGAAUAAUUGGCCUGUUGAAAGAACGACCCCCCCACGCAGGGAGGCUCAAGGACUAGAUUCUCUACUUUUCCAAAGCGAUUCUUGCCCCCUUUCCCAGCUCGGGUUCAUCGGUUUUCGAUAUAAGGCUACGGCAGAGGCGUUGCCAAAGUCCCAGCCAGCCUGCUUUUCCCCGUUGCGAAAGGUUGUAGUUCUCUACCAGAAAUCGACUCCAGCAAACACAUCUAAAGCCAUCGAACCAAUGGCGUGGUACAAUUCGGAGGGGCUGAAGAUAUGGAGGGCUAAAUACUCAGAGCCCUGGGUGCCCGGGCCGCCAAACCACGAGCCGCCAAACCAUGAUCCGCCUGGUGCCCCCGGCUUCCGGAUCGGCAGCGCCUCCACUUCCCAAUCGGAGCGGAACCCAGCGCGGCCAUGUCAAGCCCGGGCCGAAGGAGCCCUGCCCCAUCAAGCUCUGCGGAUCAAGGUCCGCCGCACUCCGGUAACUCGUUCCCCCCUCCCUGAGGAACUCAAAUUUCGCCCUACCUCACCCUCUCUCGGCACACUCAACCUUUCCAUCGUCAAGAGAGGGUGUGGACAUGUUACCAAGAAGGAAGCAAAGGCGAAAAACAAGGGAGAACUCAAGUAG
Colletotrichum lupini is the source of this 777-nucleotide messenger RNA. RefSeq lists its product as uncharacterized. Lineage: Eukaryota; Fungi; Ascomycota; Sordariomycetes; Glomerellales; Glomerellaceae. The record is from RefSeq and is a predicted model, not a curated record. The transcript has 8 exons. The coding region runs from base 1 to 777 and encodes 258 amino acids.